GUAAAUGAAUGGAUUAAACUCAAUAUUUAGAUUCUAAGUGUUCACCUAUUAGGAAACUUUAAAAGAAGAUAGAUGGAUGAGGAUGAUGGGUGGAAAUAGGCAGACAUGUACCACACAGGGAAUGCCACGUGUAGACCUAAGAGAUUCUUGCAGCUUUUUUUAUUUUCUUUCCUUAUUUACUAACCUAACCUAACCUAACCUAACCUAAUCUAACAACAAAUCUCUCCCGUGUCAGAUUUCCGUGUGUGCUGUCCUGGCCGCCUUGACCGGGGGCGCAACAGCUUUCCUUGCCUUCCCCGACACCCGCCAUCCCCCAGCACUCUACCAUGCUCCCCCAGCCCCCUACCACCCUCCCCCUGCGCCCUACCACCCUCCCCCUGCACCCUACCACCCCCCGGAGCCCCACUACCCUGAUGUGCCGCCGAAGUACGAGUACACCUAUGACGUGAACGACGACUACCGCAAGGUGAUGUUUGACAAGUCGGAGAGCCGCGAUGGGCACAAGACCGCCGGCUCCUACUCCGUGCGCCUCCCUGACGGCCGCAAGCAGAUCGUCACUUACAUAGACUCUGGCGACGGGCUGGAGGCUGAGGUCAAAUACGAGGGGGACAUCGUAGUGGACCCUUACCACCCCCCUCACCCCGCCCCCUCCUACCCUAAACAUCCCUACUUCCCCCCAGUGUAUCACCCACACCCCGUCCCCGCCGCUGUCCAGGCCGAUCCAGAGUCUGAGGCCCCUGUGGAGAUCGCCGCUGUUGAAGAGGAAGAUGUUGCCCCUGUGAAGAUAGAGGAAGCGCCUGAGGAGGAGGCCGAGGUGGAGGAGGCAGUGCAGGAGGAGCCAGUCGUGGAGGAGACUAGCGCGGUGGAGGAGGAGGAGCAGCCAGUGGUGGAGAUCGCUGAGGUCACCACUAUACCCUCUCAGGAAUAGAAUAUAAGGGCAAACUGCUGGUGUACUCGUCACUUACAAGUCACAAGUCAUUGCAAACUCCUCAGGUCAUUGAAAUAUUCUUGGUCCUUGGUCAAUUUUCUCUUCCUCUUCAAUUGAACCCCACAUGUCUAUCACACACUUUUCUCUCCUCCCUCGCGACGCCAUUGUGAUCGCAAUCAACCUUCUUCAGUAGCGGCAGUGACGUUCCUUCCACUCUGCCUUCCAGAGUCCAAUCAGUUACUCAGUCCACUCCACAAUUAUUGGCGACUCGUCUUUGUGUAACGCUUAAA
Messenger RNA from Scylla paramamosain (green mud crab), 1218 nucleotides. RefSeq lists its product as uncharacterized. NCBI's taxonomy places the organism in Eukaryota, Metazoa, Arthropoda, Malacostraca, Decapoda, Portunidae. The coding region runs from base 470 to 928 and encodes 152 amino acids. The transcript is spliced from 2 exons. Gene Ontology annotation, cellular component: extracellular matrix. The record is from RefSeq and is a predicted model, not a curated record.